UUUAAAAAUCAUGAAAAAUACACUAUUAAUGCUGGCCUUAGUGCCAGCAUUGACUAGUGCAUUUUUAUUUAAUCAUACUCAUCUAAAUGACCAACCUAAAUUUUUGACAAUCAACAAGGAUGGCCAACAUCAACAUCAGUCCCGAAAAACACCGGUUAAAGUUGAAAUAUAUUAUUCACCAUACAAUGAAAAGGCCAAUAAAUUUAUAGCCAGUCAAAAUAAGGACAGUGCUUUUAGCAUAUAUGAUCUGAUGCUACCCGGCGCGGGCGGGUCGACAGUACAACUGGAAGUCGAUUAUAUACCGUGGGGUGUGUCCACUAAAACUGAUCCACCAACAGUAACAUAUGAUUGUGGCAAAGAUGACAAUUGUUUGGCACAUAAACUUCAUGCCUGUUUGGUCAGACAUCAUGACACUACCAUUGAAAAUCAUCACGAAUUUCUGAUGGUAUUGUGUACCACUCAACAUCCGGACUGGCCUACCAAUCCUACCAGUGCUAUUACAAAGUGUGCCAUAAAAGUCAACGAUAUACCCGAUGGUGGCGAACAAUUGGUUACUUGUGCUAACGAUGCCGUCCAAAGUGCGGAAUAUUUGGAUGAAAUGAAAGCAAAAACUGAUUUAUUGAGUUCACCCAUCACUGAGGACAGCAUUCCUACUAUCUUAAUUGAUGGUGUAGCUAAUCCCGGAGCUGUCAAUAAUCUAAGGAAAGCCGUUUGCCAACAAUUUGGUCCGGACGCACCCAUAGCUUGUAGUAAUAUCAAAGUAGAAAUCUAUUAUUCACCGUAUAAUCAGAAAGCCAUUGAUUUUGUGUCCGCACAAAACAAGGACAGUCCAACCGGUAUCUACGAUCUGAUGCUACCCGGAGCUACCGGUAUAGGACCGGGACUGGAAGUCGAUUAUAUACCGUGGGGCGUAUCAACAGCUACAGGUGUCAGUCCUACAUUAGUCUUUGACUGUACCGAUGAUGCCAACUGUUUAGCACAUAAGCUACAUGCCUGUUUGUUACGACAUCACGACACUACCAUUAAUAAUCAUCACGAAUUUCUGAUGGUAUUGUGUACUACACAACACCCGGACUGGAAGUCCGAUCCUAAUCACGCCAUUACACAUUGUGCCGAGGAGGUCAACGAUAUACCCGAUGGUGGCGAACAAUUGGUUAUCUGUGCCAAAGAUGCAGCACUGAGUGGUCAAUAUUUAGAUGAAAUGCGUGUUAAAACAUUAGGAUUGAUCCCAAAAUUAGAGGAAAAAGACAUUCCUCUUAUACACGUUAAUGGCGAACCUAAUACCGGAGCUGUGGCUAACCUAAAAAAAGUUGUUUGCGAUCUAUUUGGUGCUAAAGGACCGGUAGCUUGUAGACCAAAAGUCAAAGUCGAAGUCUACUAUUCACCGUAUAAUCCGAAAGCCAUUGAUUUUAUUUUGGACCAAUCAUUGGCCAGUCCUAAGGGUAUCUACGAUCUGAUGAUACCGGCACGGGAUGGUUCAUCGAUGGGCGUCGAAGUUGAUUAUAUACCGUGGGGUAUGUCUACUAGCAAUGGUGCCACACCGCCCGUAUAUAACUGCGGUACCGAUGAUGUCGGCUGUUUUGCCCAUAGACUACAUGCCUGUUUGGUCAGACAUCACGACACUACCAUUGAUAAUCAUCACGAAUUUCUGAUGGUAUUGUGUACAACACAACACCCAGAUUGGAAAACCAAACCUACCAAUGCUAUUACACAGUGUGCCCAAAAAGUCAACGAUAUACCCGGUGAUGGCGAAGAACUGGUUAUCUGUGCCAAAGAUAACAAAAAGAGUGGUGAAUAUUUGGAUGAAAUGCGAGUUAAAACACAAGAACUAAAACCAGCGAUAACUGAUACGGACAUUCCUCUUAUAUACGUCGAUGGCGAACGAAAUACGGAAGCGGCAGAUAAUUUAAGGGCAGUUGUAUGCAAUAAAUUUGGUGUAUUACAACCGUUACAAUGUAAAUCUGGAUUUCAAGUAAAUGUCGAAGUCUACUAUUCACCGGACAAUCAAGAAGCCAUCAAAUUUAUUGCUAAACAUCAAAAAUCAGAAAAAGAUAGCAUCUGGGAUAUUAUGCAUCCCGGUGCUCAUGCACCAGUUAAAAUUGAUUUUAUACCAUGGGGUGUGUCUACCCGUACGGAAUCUACACAACCGGAUACAGCUAAUACGUAUACAUGCGAUCCGGAUGCUAAUUGUCUAAAACAUCGACUUCAUGCCUGUAUUGAACGACAUCAUACAAUUGGCCUGGAAAAUCAUCAUGAAUUCUAUAUGAUAGUUUGUACAACUAAUCACGGGGAUUGGUCAACUGAUCCGGGUAAAGCUACCAAUCAAUGCGCUGAUCAGGUUAACGAUAUACCCGAGGAUGGGCCAGCACUGGUAGUUUGCGGACAUACACCCGUACAGAGCGACCAAUAUUUAGAUGAAAUGUAUGAUCUAACUAAACAGGCUGUACCUCAAUUGACAGCUGCUGAAAUACCGGUAGUUUUGGUUAACGGUGUAGGAAACACCGAUGCUUUGGAUAAAUUGCGAUCAGUAGUCUGUUCAACACUUGGUUCAAAUGCACCACCAGUUUGCAAACCGCUAGAAGUUUUCGUAUACUAUUCACCCUAUGAUAAAGAUUCAAUACGAUUAUUAAGUGAACAAGCUGAAAAUUUACAUAAAGGUAUCUACGAUCUAAUAGUACAAUCGGAACUGGUACAAGUGGAUAUUGAUUUUAUACCAUGGGGAUUGUCUACUAAAACCGACAGUGCCCUAUACGAUAGUAGGGCUGCAAAAUACGAGUGCACUAAUGAACAUAAUAUACAUUAUGUUGGAUGUCUGGUCACACGAUUGCAUGCAUGUAUACGACAUCAUUACACUAAUAAACAACAAUUGUAUCAAAUGAUUGUCUGUACGACAUCUGAUGGCGAUUGGGAAAAGAAUCCGGAGGGUGUAGUCAUGAAAUGUGGCAACAAUUUACCCGAUAAACCGUUUGACGGCAAGAAAAUAACCGACUGCGCCGAGUCGGCUGCCGAUAGUGAUCCACUAUUGGAUGAAGUAAAAGCAUUGACCGACAAAUUGAAUCCAAAAUUGACAAAAACCCCUUAUAUAACAAUUGAUGGAAUAUUGGAUGAAAAUGGCGGCAAAAAUUUAAGAGAUACUGUUUGCGAGUCAUUUAAUGAAAAUUAUAUACCAGACGAAUGUAAGGUAACUCCCGGUGCUGUUGUCGUUGAAGUUUACUAUUCGCCUAACGAUCCCAAAGCUGUCGACUUUAUCAUUCGUCAACGUGAGGACAGUCAGAAAGGUAUCUACGAUCUGAUGCAACCCUCGGAUGAUGUUCCCGUUGAAGUCGAUUUUAUACCAUGGGGUGUAUCAGUGAAACAUCCUAAUGGUAGCUACGGGUGCCAGGAUGACCCUGAUUGUACACUACAUAGAAUACAUGCCUGUAUUGAACGACAUACCGGUGCCGGGUUUCUAAAUCAUCAUGAAUUCAAUAUGAUUGUCUGUACUGUCUUCCAUGAUAACUGGGCAACCGAUCCGACUAAGGCUACCAUCGAGUGCGGCAAUGAACUCACAGAUGGUCUACCAGAUUCAGGUGUCACGAUUGUCGAGUGUGCCACACAUACGGAUGAAAGUAACAUAUAUUUGGAUCAUAUGUUGGAAAAGACUAGUCAAUUGAGUCCGAUAUUAACAAACAAAGAUAUCCCAUUAAUUGUAAUCAAUGGUGAUCGGGGCGACGAUGCCACCCAGGAGUCACGUCGGGACAAUCUGAGGACAGCCGUUUGCGAUGCCUUCCCGGGUAACAAACCUGAUGGCUGUAAGCCUAUAGAUAUAACUGGAGUUAAAGUUGAGAUCUAUUAUUCGCCAUACAAUCCGGCAGCCAUUGAUCACAUCAAACAACAGAUUAAAGACAGUGAAUACGGUAUCUAUGAUCUGAUGCAUCCGGAUCUCGGUUUGAAUCUGGAAGUGGAUUAUAUACCCUGGGGUUUGUCAACUGCUGAGACUACUGGCGAUGGAGAUAAUAAAAAAGUUGUCUAUAAAUGUAAUGGAGAAAAGGACUGUUUGGCCACCAGAUUGCAUGCAUGUAUACAACGUCAUCACGAGGACAGUAUUGAAAAUCAUCAUGAAUUCUAUAUGAUUGUCUGUACGACUACCCAUGAAAAAUGGCGAACCGAUCCCACUGUGGCAGCCGCACAGUGCGGUGAACGGGUUGAUGAUAUACCCGAAGAUGGCACACAAAUUGUCAACUGUGCCACAACAACGACAAUAUCCGAUCCGUUUUUGGAUGAAAUGAAAAACAAGACACAACUAUGGCUACCAAAUCUCCGGGAAUCCGAUAUACCGGUAGUUAAAAUCAAUGGCAAAACUAAUGGUCUGGCCGGUCAAAACUUGAGGACAGCCGUAUGUCAUGCCUAUGGGGACGAUGCACCGGCAAUUUGUACAAAAUUACCGCCGGUCAGUGUCCGCGUAGAGGUCUACUAUUCGCCGUACAACGGACGGGCCAUCGAGUUUAUCAAUCGCCAGCGUUUGGACAGUUUGAAAGGUGUCUACGAUAUGAUGAUACCGCAGCCGGAAGGCGAACCCGAAAUAGAUUUGGAAAUAGAUUUUGUUCCGUGGGGUAUAUCUACCCGAUUACCCGGUAAUAAACCGCAGUAUACCUGUGCCGAUGAUGACUUGGGUUGUAUGGCUCAUAGACUUCAUGCCUGUAUUGAACGCCAUCAUUCAGCCGGUCUGGAAAAUCAUCACGAAUUUCUGAUGGUAUUGUGUACCACAACACACCCGGACUGGAAGUCCAAUCCUACCCACGCUGUCGAACAGUGUGCCCUCCAAGUGAACGACAUACCAGAAGAUGGUGUACUGUUGGUCGAGUGCGCCAAAGAUAUCCAACUAAGCAACCGAUAUCUGAACGAUAUGUUGGAAAAAACUGGUCAUCUGAGUCCACCCAUCAGUCAGGAGGACAUCCCUGUCAUACUGAUCAACAAUGAACGAAAUACUGGCGCUUUCGAUAACCUAAGGUCAGCCGUUUGUACGGCAUUUGGUACAAACGCACCGGCAGCCUGUAAAAUAACAUUGAAUAAUGUUAAGGUAGAAAUACUAUAUUCACCGUAUAAUACCCGGGCAUUGGAUUUCCUGAAACAACAACAAAAAUCAAGCUCAGUUAGCAUAUGGGACCUAAUGGAUCCUGAUUUACUAUUACCCAUUGAAAUCGAUUAUAUACCGUGGGGUGUGUCCGUAAAAACUGGUUCAGAUUACACGUGCAGUGAUAACGAUAAAGAUUGUUUAGCUCAUAGAAUACAUGCCUGUAUUGAACAUCACCAUGAUAGUUCACUGGAAAACCAUCAGGAGUUUCGUAUGAUUGUCUGUACGGCCAAUCACGGGGAAUGGCUGACCAAUGCCACCCAUACGGUCAUGCAAUGCGCCAAUCAGGAAUCAGAUAUACCCGACACUGGUGUGGCAAUAGAUAUGUGUGUGAAAAACAGGGUAGAAAGUAAUAAACAUUUGGAUGAUAUGAAAAAUUUGACGGAAACAUUGGCACCUAAUCUGAAAGUUGAAGAUAUACCGGUAAUUAGGAUUAACAAUAGAGUCGAGGAAAUGGCUGUCAGGGAUCUAAAGGGUGCCGUUUGUGAUGAGUUAGGCGACAACGCACCGGACCCUUGCAAAAGGGCUGCAACCGUACGCCUGGAGGUCUACUAUUCACCCUAUAAUCCAAAAGCCAUUGAAUUUAUUAAAAAACAACAAAAAGGCAAUAAUGAGGGUAUCUAUGAACUAAUUGAUCCAAAACACAAUCUACCCGUUGAAGUGGAUUUUAUACCGUGGGGUGUGUCCACCAAAACUACGGACAACAAAUACGAUUGUACCGAUACUGAUGAGGGAUGUCUGGCCCAUCGAUUACAUGCAUGUAUUGAACGACAUCACGACGCGGGUCUACUUAAUCAUCAGGAGUUCAAUAUGAUUGUCUGUACCACUAAUCACGAAGAUUGGACCACUAAUGCAACCAUAUCGGUAAUCCAGUGCGGAAACAUUGAUGGUUUACCGGUACCCGAUACCGGGUCACGUAUUGUCGAGUGUGCUACACAUGAACCGGAAAGUGAUCUCUAUUUGGAUGAAAUGAGAAUAUUGACCGAAAACUUAGAUCCCAGACUAACUGAAGGCGAUAUACCGCUAAUUAAAAUCAAUGGAAAUACUGUUAACAAUGAAAAUAAUUUACGAAAACUUGUUUGCGAUGCACUGCCAGAGGAUCUAAGACCAUCAGAUCUAUGUCCAAAACCGGUAAUUACAUCAACACCAACACCUGUCAAACCAACCACUGAGGGUGGCUCUAGUCUAAUGUCCAUUAGUAUGGCGUCACUGGUUUUUGCAGCACUAGUAUCGCUGGUUGUAUUAAAUUAUGAAUUUUUAUAGAAACCAUACCAUAGAUUAAUAUUAUUUUUUA
Molecule: messenger RNA, 6407 nt
Organism: Oppia nitens
Lineage: Eukaryota; Metazoa; Arthropoda; Arachnida; Sarcoptiformes; Oppiidae
Exons: 32
Coding region: 11-6376 (2121 amino acids)
Molecular function (GO): oxidoreductase activity, acting on a sulfur group of donors, disulfide as acceptor
Source: RefSeq, a predicted model, not a curated record